Molecule: messenger RNA, 474 nt
Organism: Raphanus sativus (radish)
Lineage: Eukaryota; Viridiplantae; Streptophyta; Magnoliopsida; Brassicales; Brassicaceae
Product: beta-galactosidase 14-like
Exons: 2
Coding region: 1-474 (157 amino acids)
Molecular function (GO): carbohydrate binding
Source: RefSeq, a predicted model, not a curated record
AUGGAUACUUCAUAUUUCUGUUAUCGAGACUACUACAUCUUGCUUCUAGUUCUAUUUUAUUCAUCUAUGCUUGAUUUAGCUUCAAGUACGUACAUUUUUAGUGAUGCAAGAGGCAUCAAAACCGAUAGUAACCUGAAACGUUUUCUCUCUAAUUCUAAUCAUCAACAUGGCAAGGAAAAUAAACAAUGUAUAAGUCUAGAAGCAGAUAUGGAGAUGAUGAGAGUUUCAUGUGAUGAAUCUAAAGAUAUUAUUACAAAGAUCAAUUUCGCUGAUUAUGGCAAUCCUACCGAUUGUGAAGACAAUAAAGAUAGUAGACACGGAAAGUGCGGUGCACCAGCUACCUUGAGGCUCGUCAAAAAGAAUUGUCUUGGAAAACACAUGUGUUACAUUCGUAUUUCGGACGAGAUGUUUGGUCCGAGUCACUGCAAGAAAGAUAUUAAACUCACUGUUGAAUACACGUGCACAAAAGCUUAG